CCGAUAACGUAUCCGAGGCAUGGAGAAGUAUGGCUUGCUGCGACGCAUCAUAAUGUUACCUGGGACACGACAGAAGUACCCAAAGAUCGAGAGUUCACCAAGACAGCGAUAUUCCUGGCCAAAGAAGGAGAAGUAAUCUCUGACGAACCACUUGCGUCGAACUUCUCGUUGCUCGAUGGCCGAGUCCAGAUUCAGACUCCCACCGAGGCCAGUGGAGAUGAUUUCCAAGUCAUU
Molecule: messenger RNA, 234 nt
Organism: Fomitiporia mediterranea MF3/22
Lineage: Eukaryota; Fungi; Basidiomycota; Agaricomycetes; Hymenochaetales; Hymenochaetaceae
Exons: 2
Source: RefSeq, a predicted model, not a curated record